Molecule: messenger RNA, 153 nt
Organism: Morchella sextelata
Lineage: Eukaryota; Fungi; Ascomycota; Pezizomycetes; Pezizales; Morchellaceae
Exons: 1
Coding region: 1-153 (50 amino acids)
Source: RefSeq, a predicted model, not a curated record
AUGCCUGCCCCUUCACAAACCCUCGUCAACCCUAACGACCCGACCUCUUUGAGCUCGCUGGGAUACAACUUCAAUGGCCCGGCCCCAUCAAGUCUUCCCCCAUGCCCGGGCCCUCCCCCAAACAGGCCUCUUCCUCCCACGCCUAGCAAAUAG